Messenger RNA from Rhea pennata, 2206 nucleotides. Its product is annotated as hemoglobin subunit epsilon. The transcript has 4 exons. NCBI's taxonomy places the organism in Eukaryota, Metazoa, Chordata, Aves, Rheiformes, Rheidae. The record is from RefSeq and is a predicted model, not a curated record. The coding region runs from base 1639 to 2082 and encodes 147 amino acids. Gene Ontology annotation, cellular component: hemoglobin complex; blood microparticle; haptoglobin-hemoglobin complex. Gene Ontology annotation, molecular function: organic acid binding; heme binding; oxygen binding. Gene Ontology annotation, biological process: hydrogen peroxide catabolic process; oxygen transport.
CAGGAGCACAGGCAUCUCCCUCUCAGGGAACGACCAACUCCUUUUGUUCUUUUUUGUCUUUUAAGGGAUGAUGUGGGAUCUGCCUGAACCCUGGAAAUGGUGCUCAUGCCCCAGGAGCAUUGGCUAGGCACAGCCCUGCUACCUCUACACACAUGAAACCUUCGCCCCUCUCAAAAAAAAAGUUUGCACUGUGGAACUACCCUAUGUUUUACCGUAAAAUAUGGCAAAAGACCAAGAAGACUCCUAGCAGGAGAUGGCCCAUGGAGGAAGGCAUGCCCAGCUCUCUGGACAGGAGCUUGGUCAGCUCUUCAGUGCUGCUGGCGCGUGGCCAUGCAAACACCCUCCUCUUACACUGCCACUGGUCAUCCUACCUGCUGGGAGAACAAGACCCAGCGCCUCCUACCUAUCCCAAUCCCAAUCCCAGUAAAACCAGCAGGAAGCGAGCUGUUCAUCCCUGCUGCGCUGCGAUCAGGCUAACACUCCCUGUGUCUUCUGCAAGGACUCUGGUUCUUGGGUCUUCUCCAAAACAAACAAACACAAAACCCAAACAGGAGAGCUCUGCCUUGAGGCACAUUGCUGCUGGGGAGGGUGCUCAAGAGCUGCACAGGACCAGCAGUUCACCUGGGGUUCAAACACCUCUUCCUCCUACCAGAAGAGGCUGGGCACAGCCUGGUUGAACUUGGGGGAAGUGUAAAAUGCACCAGCCUUGUCACGGGAAAGCACCCUGGACUUCCUCUGGGGACUGGACAGCUCUGAGCUGGCUUUGCUCCUUUUUGUGCUGCCUGCAGCAGCAAACCUUGUGCUAAAAGGCUAUUUUACCUCUCCUUUGUGGAAGGGGAUUGAAGUAGAACUGGGAUGAGAAGGGUGAACCUGUCUGAUGUUUGUUCCCUGGCCAGCAGCCCUGCAUCUGCUUGGUCAUGUUAUAGCUGAGGGGGGGACGUCUGUGGGGAGUUUCUACCUAUGCCCAAAGAAAAAGGAAAGUGCUCUGGUGAAUUUCUGUUAGAGGAAGAAUGAUUAAUGCAGAACUUAACCACAAAGCCUAAGUACUCUUGAUGCCCUCUGAGCAAUUAUAAUGUCCCUCACGCUUUCUAGUGGUGCAAGGUGACUGCAGUCCUCCUGCAGCACCUUUCUGGGUAGCCAAGUGGUCUACUUGUAGCUGCCCACUGGAUUACUUUGCCACUGGCUGCAAUUUCAUGGGGGAAUCCAUGCCUUUAUUAACAGAGACUAAGUCAGGGCAGAGUCCACCACUUGGAAGAGUCAGGGCACAAGGCUCCACACUCCACUGAAUCCCAUGCAUGGGCUUUAAGUGGCAGUGGGCUACGGCACAGUAACUUGUGCAGCACUCUCUCUGCGGAGGGGUCCACCUGUGGUAGCUGGAAAGGAGAGCUGCCUGCACAGCAGGGAAUGGAUAAAGCUCUUGAAUUCAGGAUAACGGGAGGCCUCUUCUCAGUCUGCCACACCCUGGCCAUCCUCUCUCUGCUCUCCCCCCACACGGACCCCCACCCCAGCCUUGGCCAAUGACCCCUCAGCGUGGGAUGGGGAGGAGCGGCCAGCAGCAGAUAAAAGCCUCCAGGGGUCUGCGGUGCAGCUACAGGGUCUGUGUCCUCUUGCAGCUCUGAGCAAAACCGCCUCGCCACCAUGGUGCACUGGACAGCUGAGGAGAAGCAGCUCAUUGCCAGCAUCUGGAGCAAGGUCAACGUGGACGAAUGUGGUGCCGAGGCCCUGGCCAGGCUGCUCAUCGUCUACCCCUGGACCCAGAGGUUCUUCGCCUCCUUUGGGAACCUCUCCAGCCCCACUGCCAUCGUUGGCAACCCCAAGGUCCGUGCCCAUGGCAAGAAAGUGCUCACCUCCUUUGGGGAAGCCGUGAAGAACCUGGACAACAUUAAGGCAACCUACUCCAAGCUGUCCGAGCUGCACUGCGAGAAGCUGCAUGUGGACCCCGAGAACUUCAGGCUCCUCGGAGACAUCCUCAUCAUCGUCCUGGCUUCCCACUUCGCCAGGGAUUUCACCCCCGCUUGCCAGUCUGCCUGGCAAAAACUGGUCAGCGUUGUGGCUCAUGCUCUGGCCCGCAAGUACCACUAAGCCUCCAGGGACCAGACGGGCGAGGAAGAGUCCCUGCUCUACCGCAAGUACCUCCAGGCAUGGGAAAAUGCCCCUUGGGCACUGACAGGCUGCAACUGUUGAAUAAAUAUCUCCCGAGGCCAUA